This is a messenger RNA of Penicillium subrubescens, 972 nucleotides long. RefSeq lists its product as uncharacterized. Gene Ontology annotation, molecular function: aldose reductase (NADPH) activity. The coding region runs from base 1 to 972 and encodes 323 amino acids. Lineage: Eukaryota; Fungi; Ascomycota; Eurotiomycetes; Eurotiales; Aspergillaceae. Gene Ontology annotation, cellular component: cytosol. The record is from RefSeq and is a predicted model, not a curated record. The transcript has 2 exons.
AUGGCCAUUCAAACACAUUUCACUCUCAACACCGGUGCCAAGAUCCCCGCCGUGGGUUUCGGUACCUGGCAGGCCCAGCCUCUGGAGGUCGAGAAUGCUGUUGAAGUCGCCCUUAAUGAAGGUUAUCAUCACAUCGACUGCGCUGCCAUUUACCGCAACGAGACCGAGGUUGGCGCCGGGAUCAAGAAGUCGGGUGUACCACGCGAAGAGAUCUUCAUUACCGGAAAACUUUGGAACACCAAACAUGCUCCCGAGGAUGUUCUACCAGCUCUGAACAAGACCCUGGCUGAUCUCGGGACCGAUUAUCUUGACCUUUACCUCAUGCAUUGGCCCGUUGCGUUCAAGGGUGGCGACAAAUGGUUCCCUCUUAACGAGGACGGUGUUUUCGAACUGGUUGAUAAUGACUAUGUGGCCACCUACAAGGAAAUGGAGAAGCUGCUGGCGACUGGCAAGGUCAAGGCUAUUGGUGUAUCGAACUUCAACAUUCGCCGCCUAGAGGAACUCCUGAGCCAGGUCUCGAUCGUCCCCGCCGCCAACCAGAUUGAGGCCCACCCCUACCUGCAGCAGCCGGAGCUGCUCGAGUUCUGCCAGCGCAAAGGCAUCAUCGUCGAGGCCUAUUCUCCCCUGGGUAAUAACCAGACCGGCGAGCCCCGUACUGUGGACGACCCGCUGGUGGCCGAGGUCGCACAGCAGGUCAACAUGGACCCUGGCCCUCUUCUGGCCAGCUGGGGUGUGCAGCGCGGUACUGUCGUUCUAUCUAAGAGCGUCACUCCCUCUCGCAUCGCAGCCAAUCUUCAGGUUAAGUCUCUGCCUGAUGAUGCAUAUGCCAAGCUCACCGGUCUGGAGCGCCACAAACGCUUCAACUUCCCUGCCAACUGGGGCUACGAUAUAUUUGAGGAGGUCGGUGAGGAGGCUGUCCGUAAGGCAGCAUUGGCAGCCGGCCCUACAAACAAGAUCAAGUUCACUGUUUGA